CACCAGCACCCUACACACAGUCAUGGCUCUUACUGUUGUAACUUUGUUCGCCGUGGUGGUGGCCACAGUGUCUGCCCAGUAUGGCUACAAGCCCGCCUACGCGCCAGAGCCGUACGCACCGCCCAAGUACGAGUUCACGUACGCUGUCAACGACCCGUACACGUACGACGUCAAGAGCCAGAAGGAGUCACGUGACGGCGACGUAGUGUACGGCGUGUACGAGCUGCUAGAGCCCGACGGCUCCAAGAGGGUGGUCACCUACGAGGACACUGGCUACGGCUUCCAGGCCAAGGUGGACAAAUUGCCCGGUGGAUACCCCUCGUACCCCAGAUACUAGUCAAGUGCUCGCUAUAUUGUACAAAUAUUUUAUACUUUUGUAAAUAAACUUUCCUCUAAAAAAUGUA
Molecule: messenger RNA, 404 nt
Organism: Macrosteles quadrilineatus (aster leafhopper)
Lineage: Eukaryota; Metazoa; Arthropoda; Insecta; Hemiptera; Cicadellidae
Product: cuticle protein 8-like
Exons: 2
Coding region: 23-337 (104 amino acids)
Cellular component (GO): extracellular matrix
Source: RefSeq, a predicted model, not a curated record